AUGAAAUCAUUCCUUAUCAUUGCUUGUGUCUUUGGACUCUGCUGUGCUGUGCUAGCGGAGGAUGAAGAACUCCGGGAGAAGCGCUCAUCAAGCCGUUCUUCAGAGAGACAGCCUGGAGGCUUUUACAACUCAUUUCCACGUCCCUAUCCCUACCCAUACUUCCCUCCUUACCAGCCUCUGCCACAGCCUCUGCCUCAGCAGCCUCUGCCUCCAACCAACAAUGCUCUCCUCAGCCUCCUUCCAUUCAUCUUAGCACAGCUGGCAUCCAACACCCCUGCUCCGGCCCCGGCCCCGCUCCGGCCCCGGCACCGGCCCCGGCCCCAGCCCCAGCCCCUGCACCAGCCCCUGCACCUGCCCCAGCUCCUGCUCCCCCUGGUGGCCGAUAACUGUCUGAAUGACUUGAUACUCUUGUUCUUGGAGCAGGAGCCGGAGCUGGAGCUGGAGCUGGAGCUGGAGCUGGAGCCGGAGCUGGUGCAGGGGCAGGGGCCGGGGCCGGUGCCGGAGCAGGGGUGUUGCCUGCCAGCUGUGCUAAGAUUAAUGGCAAGAGCCUCGUCCAGUCCCGGCCCCGGCCCCAUCCCCGGCCCCGGGCCCCUCCCCUGCUUCGACCCCGGCCCCAGCAACCACAGCCUCAACCAGACCCCCAGUAUGACACAAACGAGGCUUCUAGUGUUGCUCGCAUGUUUUCUAACUGGAACAUCUGGAGUUCCGAUCUCCCCAAAUGCUGGUUUGAUGGAAUCAGUCGCGGUGGGAGACAUGCCAGGGCAGGGACAGAUACAGUCCUCACCUCCUGGAUCUGAGCCACAUCUGCACAGCCUGACCAAUCAAUGGGCAUCUCAACCCAACCCCAAUACUGGUCUCAGUCAGCUUCCUGUACACUUCCAGUACUUAACCUAUCCUCAUGCCCAGCAACCGCAGUUUUUCUAUUAUCCAGUUCUUGGCGCACAAUCAAGGAACCCACCGUUCUCCUAUGGAGUGCCUGCUUUCCAGCACGCAACAUCUCAACAAUAUCCCGCUAAUGCAGGUCCAGCUUCACAGCCAUUAAUGACACAAAACAAACAACACAAGCCUUUAAACCAGCCUCAGCAACAACAGGUUCCCCAAUUUCUUUACAUGGUUCCACAGAUGCAACAGCGAAUGGCUGGACCAUAUGGUGGAUUGAGCUCUGAGGAACUUCAGAACAUGGGACGUAUGCACAUGCCUGCACUUAGAGGCAAUGUUUUUCCUGUAGCUGGACCGCAACCUGUUGUACCCAUCAGCCCUUUAAGACCAACCAAUACCUUCCACCCCAGCACCUUUCAGGCAACUUCUGAAGUUCAGCUCCCCAGCGCUGUAGCCGUCCCGGCCGGUGGGGAUGCCGUAGCUGCCACUGGUGGAUCGCAUACAAAUAGUGGAGCACUCCCUGGUAGGAUUCCUAAAGUGCAGGACCGUGAGCGAGUACCAUGUGAUCACGUCCUGCCUGCCGAAGACCCCUUAACCAACACUGGACCUUUGGAUUCAGAUCAUGGGCCUUUCAUUUCUGCAAAUGUGCCCACUGUCCAGCCUGAUCUCCAUCACGGUGAUGCUACAUUCCCAACACCAGAAAACAAAGACCCUCUCCUUCCACUGCGUUCUGACACUGUCAACACUAACGCCGAUAUGUAUCCCUAAGACAAAUAUUUACUGCAAAUAUGCAACAUAUAUCAUGCUAAUGCUUUACAAAUGAGGUUAAGGCAGCAUAAUGUAAGCUUUAAAAAAAUCUUCAUAGCAGUUCUGGUACUUUUUUUAAUGUUUUUUUUUUUGUUGUUUUUGGUUUGUUUAUUGUCGGUUGGUUAUUGUUUCCUUAUCUUUUAUUCUACGCACAACUACUGUGUGGAUCAGUCUAAAUGUUCAAAGAUUUUGUUUAAAAUGAUUUCUGUCCUUUGUAC
Puntigrus tetrazona (Sumatra barb) is the source of this 1904-nucleotide messenger RNA. RefSeq names its product ameloblastin (gene ambn). The record is from RefSeq and is a predicted model, not a curated record. Bases 1 to 1647 code for a protein of 548 amino acids. NCBI's taxonomy places the organism in Eukaryota, Metazoa, Chordata, Actinopteri, Cypriniformes, Cyprinidae. The transcript has 13 exons.